This is a messenger RNA of Anoplopoma fimbria (sablefish), 587 nucleotides long. RefSeq names its product ATPase H+ transporting V1 subunit F (gene atp6v1f). Gene Ontology annotation, biological process: proton transmembrane transport. NCBI's taxonomy places the organism in Eukaryota, Metazoa, Chordata, Actinopteri, Perciformes, Anoplopomatidae. Gene Ontology annotation, cellular component: membrane; proton-transporting V-type ATPase, V1 domain. The transcript is spliced from 2 exons. Gene Ontology annotation, molecular function: proton-transporting ATPase activity, rotational mechanism. The record is from RefSeq and is a predicted model, not a curated record. The coding region runs from base 67 to 426 and encodes 119 amino acids.
CCUGGUUCUCUGUUCUCUGUCCUGGUUCUCUGUUCUCCUCUCUCCUCCACAGACCCCUCAGCUGUGAUGUCGGGCCGCGGGAAGCUGAUCGCUGUUAUCGGGGACGAGGACACGUGCACGGGCUUCCUGCUGGGAGGCGUCGGAGAACUCAACAAGAACCGCAAACCCAACUUCCUGGUGGUGGAGAAGGACACCAGCGUCACCGAGAUAGAGGAGACCUUCAAGAGCUUCUUGGCCCGUAACGACAUCGGCAUCAUCCUCAUCAACCAGUUCAUCGCUGAGAUGAUCCGUCACGCCAUCGACGGACACAUGCAGUCCAUCCCGGCGGUCCUGGAGAUCCCGUCCAAGGAGCAUCCGUACGACGCCGCCAAGGACUCCAUCCUGCGCCGCGCCAAGGGCAUGUUCUCCGCCGAGGACUUCCGAUAGACGUAUUGAUCACCCAGAACCUCACGUAUUGAUCACCGUACGGUGAUGGUAGAUUCAACGUGGAUCAAUAUAUCGAUCGUUCUCUGUGUGUGAAUAUGAAACGUAAUAAAGUUUCCUGUGUUUGUUCCAGAUGUUCUAAUAAAUAGAUGUUAAUAAAUAUU